This is a messenger RNA of Cynoglossus semilaevis (tongue sole), 6621 nucleotides long. It is a transcript of the gene lhx3, whose product is annotated as LIM homeobox 3. The transcript has 5 exons. Gene Ontology annotation, molecular function: DNA-binding transcription factor activity, RNA polymerase II-specific; zinc ion binding; RNA polymerase II transcription regulatory region sequence-specific DNA binding. Gene Ontology annotation, biological process: regulation of transcription by RNA polymerase II; neuron differentiation. Gene Ontology annotation, cellular component: nucleus. NCBI's taxonomy places the organism in Eukaryota, Metazoa, Chordata, Actinopteri, Pleuronectiformes, Cynoglossidae. The record is from RefSeq and is a predicted model, not a curated record. Bases 2109 to 3344 code for a protein of 411 amino acids.
AGAGGGAUAAAAAAUGUUGCCAGAUUUUGUUUUUUUUAUCAGUAUCAAAAACAAACAGCAAACAUCAUGGAUGGAUGUUAGCUCUGUCCUUUCAGGUAAGUGACCCUCCCUGGAGCCGAGCCAGAGUUUUCAUACAGCGUCUGUUCUUUUGAAGUAACCCUGAUCCACGGUGCACUUGAACCUGCGCACAUACUCAAGGUUCAAAAUCAAGCUGUCGUCGGUGCAACAGGCUUUAUGGAGGAUCAUUAGUGGGUGAUCGCAGCAGCUUCUUCAAGUGGGACCCAGGUGUGGGGACAUUUUACCAAUUUCCUGUGAUGGUGCUCAGAGAACAGGAUAAAAGCACUGGCACGUUUACAGCAUCCGGCUGAAAUAUUAUUCAUGAAAACCCAAGGAAAACUGGCUGUUUUUUUUUAAACAUCUUGGUGACGUCAGCCCAACAGGAAUAACUGAGUUCAGGGUUAACUGAGUAACAAGAGAAAUAAAGAAAAAUAAGGAGAUAAAAAUCAAAUGGAAUGACAGAGGAGGUGGUGAGAGAUUAAGGUUGAUUAUUAAAUUCUCCCUGUCAAACACAAUCCAUGAAAAAACAUCCACAGUCUCUGUGUUUUUUCUGUGUGGAUUGUUGGAGGGAUGAUAACGGGGUCACAAGUGGUGGAGGUAUAAUGAGAAAAGAAAAAAAGAAAGAAAAGGAGAAGCUAAUUGUCCGGCCUGGACUAAUGAACAGCGCAGGUCUAAUUGGCUUACACUACUUGAGGUCUGGACUGCUGGCUGAGUAAAAUUGAAUCAAAGCUGUAGGACUUCACGUCAGAGCAGUUUUGUGUUGUGCUGGUAAUUGGCACUGCGGCGUCAGAGGGCCGCGGACAUGGAGAGCAGCCGAACAGGCGAGUGCAGCUGUGGAAUGGAAAAAUGUAUUAAAAAAUAAUUUUAAAUAUAAAUUUGUGUAGAUACGAUGUUUUAAUGCUAAAUUGAUAAUAUUUAACCCAGUCAAUUUUUCUAAAAACGUAUCGUAGGAAAUCGUUAUGAUUCGGUACGAUAUCAAAUAUAACGUAUUAAAACUGAUUUUAGUAGCUUUUGGGGAAAACAAACAUCUGCCUUUGUCUGGCUGGAUGUUUAACCUCAGUGUUGAUUGUGAUGCAACCGCCGCUGUUUGUUUGGCUGUAAACCUGUCGGUGUGUCGGUGUAAUGUACGGCUGUUUGUGUUGGCUGUUCGUCUGUUUGUCUUAUUAAAGAGAAUUUACUCUCAUUUACUUUUAUUUCUGGAUAAAUAAAACUAACAAUAAGGUCAAUUUUCAGCGGGUUUUUUACGUGGGUUACGUGGUAAUAUUUUAGAUAUUUUAAUGUCAGGAUGAGGACAUGUGAGUCGUGGCCUAUAUACUGUAUCUCCUGUUAGGUUCGACCUACAGGCCGACACCGAAGCUUUAACGGCACGCAGGCUCCCGCACUCACAAGCGAUUUGGUCUAUUUUUAUUCAAACAAAAGAAAGACGCAGCGGCGCAAACGUAGGAAAACAAUGUGCUGCGAGCGCUGCGCAAUUUCCCUAUUGUUCGUCUUAAAAGAAAAGACACGUGCACCCCAACACAAAUAAGGAGGAGGGAGAGGGCAAGCGUGUGUGUGUGUGAGUGAGUGUGUGUGUGCUGUUGAAGACACACGGGGGAUAAUAUAGGAGCAACACACACGCCUUCAGCCUGUUGAGAAAAGACCCCCCGCCCGCCCUCCCGCCCCUCCUUUCAGCACCCUGGACAGAGAACAGGCUGACCGUCGGUCACUUGUAGACGAGGUGAAGCCUCACACAGUGUCGGACUCUCAGUCUCACUCUCCUCAUCCAAACGCUUGACUUCUGACGUGUUUAUCUGUCUCCAUCUGACACGGAAUCGUUGAGCCACCCGACGACAGAAGUUUCCGUCCUGGGUUCCAGACAUCGACCCAGGUUCUUCUUUUUUUUUUGGAGGGAGGGGAGAAACAUCUGAACCGAGGGGAAACGCUCCCGAGAGGAUAAAGUUAAACUUUGGGUCGAAUUCGGGAGCUCAGUUAGACUGUUGUUGAACCGCAGGCGUGCUUCUCCGGGCGCCAGUACCUCAGCUUGGGACACGACUAUCAGGACGUUGUCCAACAUGUUGCUGGAACACCCGGGGUCAAGUUGUCAAAACAGCGGGAAUUUCCCUCGCUACAAUUCGGGCCAAGACAUCCCCGUGUGUGCAGGCUGCAGUCAGCACAUCGUGGACCGCUUCAUCCUCAAAGUGCUGGACCGUCAGUGGCACAGCAAGUGUCUGAAGUGCAGCGACUGCCAGGUCCAACUGGCGGAGAAGUGCUUCAGCAGAGGCGACAGCGUCUACUGUAAAGAGGAUUUCUUCAAGAGAUUCGGCACCAAAUGCGCGGCCUGUCAGCAGGGUAUACCGCCCACCCAGGUGGUCAGGAGGGCGCAGGACUUUGUUUACCACCUGCACUGCUUCGCCUGCAUCGUCUGCAAGAGGCAGCUGGCCACAGGAGACGAGUAUUAUUUGAUGGAGGACAGCAGGCUGGUCUGCAAGGCCGACUAUGAGACCGCCAAACAGAGAGAAGCAGAUUCAACCGCAAAAAGGCCACGGACCACCAUCACGGCCAAACAGCUGGAGACCCUGAAAAACGCCUACAAUAACUCUCCCAAACCUGCACGCCACGUUCGAGAGCAGCUCUCCUCAGAGACAGGCCUGGACAUGAGAGUUGUGCAGGUCUGGUUUCAGAACAGACGUGCUAAAGAGAAAAGGUUGAAGAAAGACGCCGGUCGUCAGAGGUGGGGCCAGUACUUUCGCAACAUGAAGCGGUCACGGGGAAGCUCCAAAUCAGACAAGGACAGCAUCCAGGAGGAAGGCAUGGACAGUGAUGCAGAGGUGUCCUUUACAGGUACAGUCCAUGUCCAAAAUCUGCCUCCAUCUUAUUAUUCCAUGUCUCCACCACUGUUACACCAACAUCUUCUCAGCUCUUCCUGUUGGUCCACUAUGUCUCCACCUGCUCUAUUUGACACCAUCUGGCCAACGUUGAUCAUAUCACUUUUAUCUUUGUGUUGCACAGAUGAGGACCAGUUCCACGACAUCCGCUCCAACAGCCCCUAUGGUCUUCCUCACUCACCAGGGUCGCUGCAGGCACUACCCAGACACCAGCCUCUGAUCUCCAGCCUGGUCUACCCUGACUCCGGCCUUUCUAUUAUGACUCAAGGCAGCGGGCCGGGAAUCAACCCUGCAGUCAGGGUCUCCAUGGGGCCAGCCAAUGGACCCAGCUCAGACCUGUCCACGGGCAGCAGUGGAGGAUAUCCAGACUUUCCAGCUAGUCCUGCUUCCUGGCUAGAUGAGGUCGACCAGGGACAGUUUUGAUUGAUUAUCUCCUAAAAGAGUUUGGACUGUUCUUCUUUUCAUUUUUUUGUGUCAUCUGUUGGAUUUUAGAAACUGGACAGUGACUGUGUAAAGGACUAAGUUAUCUUUGGACUUAAAUUCACCCAGAACUCUGAUUUGAAUGGAAGGAGGGAUGAAUAUGUCCUUCUUCAAAAAGCACUUGAGUAAAGAAUCUUCUAUGAGUUUAACUGUAUGAUAAGCACGUUGGAGUCUUUCCAAUAUAUGUCAUUUUCAGAUACCACAAUAAGCUUUUUUACUACCAUGUACAGUCUUACGGUGAACUCAGAACAUUUAGACAUCAAACGUCAGUAAUCCGACUCCUCGUCAAUGUUUUCUGUUUUCUACGGUGUGUCCAGGUGCGGAAUUCUGUUCAGAGAUCAGAGUCUUGAAAUGUCUGGUUGUUGCCAAAUGUCUACGUAUAUAUAGAUAUUUAUCAUUGUGGAGACUUUAUUUUUAUACAACCCCCUUGUUGGACACAAAUACGUACUCAGAUGUGAGGACUUUGUACAUUCUUACACGGGGAAAUAGGCAAUGUAGAUGUCGUCCUAAAUGAUCCACUUCAUUUCUAUGCAUUUGUGUGUUCUCAGACAGCCCUUCAAUUUGUUCUACUCAGAAAAACAAACUGAAAAAAGAACUAGGGUCUGAUGUAUGUGUUUGUUUAUGUGAAAAAAUGUUUUAUGUCUUAUUUAUUCCUCAUGGUGAUAAUGAUGAUGAUGAUAGUACAAUGAUAAGACUUUAAUAAAUUUGUCACCUUAAGCUUGAUUCAGCUGGCUGGAGUAAACACAUUUUUGUCAAAACACAGGGAUAUUGUCAGGGACGGGGGAAGUUGCACUGGUUUUCUUGGUUCAUUGAUGAUUGAUGAGGCAAAACAGAAAAUGUUAGGGAAUAAUCACAACCAUAGUUUUCUUGUUUGAUGUUUCAUAAUUUUAAUAAGAAAUCUGGACUGCAGGCAGACCAGUAAGUUUUAUGGAGGGAUUUUGUGAUAUUUUAUCACAUCUGGAGAAUUCUCCUGCUAUGGCAACUGAUGACUAUUACUUCCGACUAACUAGUUUUUACCCAAAGCAAAGUACAAACACGAGCUACGGACCACAGUACCAUCUGAACACCAAGUGGUGAGCGCUGAACUCGUCUCCCUUAAGAAGACUGAGCUACUGGUGAAUUAUAUAUUAAUUUUUUUCUGGAAGUCAGGUCUGUACAUUCUACUCGGACUAAAGUGUCAGAAUAUUUAUUGCCAAAGUUCACAAUACUAAGUCAAUAAAACAAGUACUUUCAACGCUCAUUUUUCUUUUUAUCUCUCAGGCAGCAUCUCUGCUGCACAUUUAUCUUACAUAAUUGUGGCUUAUCACAGCACUGCCAGUGAAACCAGAGUCUGUCCACAGUUCUGGCUGCGUCUGCAAAUUGAGUCUCUGGCUAACUACCAACGCUGUAUCACGGGUUCAACAGCUCUUUAGUGGAGAAAUUUGAUGCAGACAGAGUCAACUCAUCAAUUCAGAGAUUACUGGGUCUUGUUUGCCCAAAUGCCGCUGUGGGAAAGGAAUCUCCAAUCCAUUAGCUGAGGAGGGAUCAAAUGCCCCAUGUGAAUUUCCUCAUUUGUUUAGUUAAUUCAAAGUCAGGUUCAAUUAAAUAGAUUAAACCCUGUGCAGGUGUCUGUUUGUGUCAGUUGUGCAUGUGAGUUUAAACGUGCAUGAGUACAUGUUUAUAUAGAUGGUUCACAAACCAGUUCUUCCAGUUCUAUCACAUCUUAUAUCUACUUUAAUGAUAGCAACAUUUAUUAAUUUUCAUUUAAUUUUCCUAUUUUUUAUCAAUAUAGCUAUUUUAAAAGUUCUAGGUUUCUAGUGGCAGUGAAAGGUAUGUUAGAUCACCACAUAUUGUUACCUGAUGUGAAACACAUUCCCCAGACUACAUUAAAGAUCAUUUAUCCUGUUCAAACACCAUGUAAAAGAGGACUUUCAAAUGGUGUUUUUUUUUUAAAGAAAUGUAGUAUUUUUUCAGUACCUCUUGACUUACCCUCAUAAUUUUUGUUUGUUUUUUUCCUUUUUUACGUAACAUGUCAUAGUUGUGAGUGUGUGCGUAUUUCAAGUGUUUUUUUUACCUAGAUGAACAUCUGUGUGUCAUCUACAUAAUGUCGAAUAAUAAUUUGUUUUGAGAAAAGUAACGGUACAAAUCUUAUCUUUAAACAAUUAGUUCGAUUAUCUUUCACCCAUUUUCUCCUCUCUUAUUUAACUUGUAAAUAGAUGAAAGAAGCUGAAUCCUACCAGCUGAGUGGCAGGUUUUAAUGUGGCCCCACAAAAGCAACAUGUGUGUAACCUGAGUCCAGAGUGUUUGGCAAAGACAGGGGUGAGAGUGAAGUGUCAAAAGGCUGUGUUUUUCUCCCUACAUUAUCCUUCCUUUGUCAUUUUACUUCUUGGGUGAGUUUUAAGGGAUACGUAGCUUAUUUGGACAAAUACAUUUAGAACAAAAAGGAAGUACUUGGCUUAAAAGUCUAAACUAAAAGCCAGAAUCUGACCGUGUUAUCUACUUGUGGUAAACCAGAGCUCAGAUUUUUUACUAUACUUUUCAGCUUGGCUCAUGUUGCUAGUGUGAGAAUUACCUGACCACAACAUGAACCCAUCACAGAAAAUACCAGGGAUUAUCUCCCCCUACUCUUCUGGAUUAAGGUGGGAAACUUCUUUUUUUUUUCUUUUUUUUUUUGGAGUUAGAAAUUAGGUUAGGUUGGGUAUGCAAUUUUGUAAAUGGGCCCAGAGGAAGGUGAGUAUUUUUGGGCAGGUGGUAACUUUAACAAUGUAAAUGCUGGUAGUGUCGCCAUAAGACACGUACAUGGAGUAGAUAAAGAAAGAAAUACUAAGAAAGAAAUACAAAGAAAUGAUUUUAUCUACAUUUAAAGAAGAAUGUUGUUGUAGACGGUAACACAUUUUCUGUACCUUAAAAAUCAAACCAAUUGUUUUCUGCACGUUUGUUCAUACAUGUAUAAGAGUGAAUUUAAAUAUUUAACUUUGUGCAUCACAACAUCGUUAAUCAUGUUAACCAACUUUUGGAGGGAAACUUGUUGAAUAUUCAUGCAAGGAGAAUACGGGGCCGCUGCCUUUAUUUUGUUGUUGUCACAUAUUAUGGCUCACAAAAUUCUUUAUUUUAUGUUUCUGACACUUUUACUUGCAGUGUUUAUAUGGCCAUUCAUUGUGGCAUAAAAUAUUUUUUUGCAAUAGAAAUUUAUACCAACAGCCAUCGCCAUCACUAGUGCAUGACAAGAAGGAGAUUCUGA